Messenger RNA from Fusarium poae, 1473 nucleotides. RefSeq lists its product as uncharacterized. Gene Ontology annotation, biological process: transmembrane transport. The transcript is spliced from 5 exons. Bases 1 to 1473 code for a protein of 490 amino acids. The record is from RefSeq and is a predicted model, not a curated record. NCBI's taxonomy places the organism in Eukaryota, Fungi, Ascomycota, Sordariomycetes, Hypocreales, Nectriaceae. Gene Ontology annotation, molecular function: transmembrane transporter activity. Gene Ontology annotation, cellular component: membrane.
AUGGAUCCAAAAGAUCACAAAGGCGAUGACUUCAUCGACGACACGCUUCAUGAUGUCGCUGAAGGAGAAACAGCCCGUGUCGUUGAUCGCAUCGCCGAACGUCAACUCUGUCGCAAGUUUGACGUUCGCUUGAUGCCUGUCUUAGCUAUCAUGUAUUUAUUCAAUGCUUUAGAUAAAGGCAACCUUGGAAACGCCCAAACAGCUGGAUUGAGCGACAAUCUCAACUUCCAGCCAGGACAGUACAACCUCUUGGUAUCAAUCUUCUUCGUCCCUUAUGUUGUUUUUGCUCCACCGACCGCAAUCAUUGGCAAGAAGUACGGCCCUGCUAGAGUUCUUCCAAUUCUGAUGUUCACGUUUGGUUCCAUGACUCUUUUGGCUGCUUGUGUCCAGAACUUUGGAGGUCUUUUCGCCCUUCGAUUCUUUUUGGGUGUCGCAGAAUCAGGCUUUUUCCCGCUUGUGAUUUACUAUCUCACAACAUUUUACAGGCGUGGAGAGUUAGCACGUCGUCUAGCUGUCUUUUACGCGGCUUCCAACAUCGCUAAUGCCUUUAGCGGACUCUUAUCAUUUGGAGUCUUCCAGAUCGAGUCCAAGAUGUUUGUAUGGCGUUAUCUGUUCAUCAUGGAAGGUGCAGCAUCCGUCCUCUUCUCCAUAUUUGCCUUUUGGUAUCUUCCGCUAUCAGCUGGUGAAGCGAAAUUUCUUGGUGAAGAAGAAAAAGCAUUGGCAUUUCACCGAAUGCAGGUCGAUUCAUCUUCAAUUGUGCAGGAAAAGUUCAAUUUCAAGGACUCGAUCAAGAUCUUCAAACAACCAACCACGUAUUGUUUCCUCUUGAUUGAGAUUUGCCUCGGUGUACCGAUCCAGUCCGUCGCGCUCUUCAUGCCGCAAAUUAUUCAGCGUCUCGGGUAUGGGACUAUCAAGACCAAUCUUUACACUGUUGCUCCCAAUGUUGGCGGUGCAGUCAUGUUACUCAUCCUGGCCUUUAGCUCCGAUUUUCUGCGCAUUCGUUUCCCCUUCAUCAUGCUCGGAUUUGCCUUUACCUUUGUCGGCUUCAUCAUCUAUGCUGCAAUCUCCGACGUUCAAGCCCAGUUACAGCUGGCUUACUUCGCAUGCUUCAUGAUGGUUUGGGGCACUUCUGCACCAUCUGUCCUCUUAUCAACUUGGUACAACAAUAAUACGGCUCACGAGGGCCAGCGAUUAGUGCUCACGUCAGUGGGCGUCCCAUUAGCAAACUUGAUGGGUCUCGUAUCAAGCAACAUUUUCCGCGAGAGCGAAAAGCCCAAAUACCCGACUGCUCUUAUCACAACAGCCUGCUUUGGAGCUUGCGGUUGUCUCAUAGCGGGUCUUUUGGGUGGGUUUAUGAUGCUUGAUAACAUGCGAAGAAAUCGCAAAGCGGGGACUAAGACUACGGCUGCUGAUGUGCCCACUCAAUAUUUGCGCGAUGGUCCAUCUGUCCCCGAAUUUCGCUGGUUCCUGUGA